Heterostelium album PN500 is the source of this 2727-nucleotide messenger RNA. RefSeq names its product GC-rich sequence DNA-binding factor-like protein. The record is from RefSeq and is a predicted model, not a curated record. NCBI's taxonomy places the organism in Eukaryota, Evosea, Eumycetozoa, Acytosteliales, Acytosteliaceae. Gene Ontology annotation, molecular function: DNA binding. The transcript has 4 exons. Bases 1 to 2727 code for a protein of 908 amino acids. Gene Ontology annotation, cellular component: nucleus. Gene Ontology annotation, biological process: mRNA splicing, via spliceosome.
AUGUUGUUUCAGUCAAGUAGAAAUAAAAAACAAAUAAGAAGAAAGACAAGAGAUGAAGAUGAUCAACAGGAUGAAAAUGAACAGAAUCAACAACAACAACAACAAAAAGAAAAUGACAAUAAUAAUAGUAGUGCUAUGAAUAUUGAACCAAUAACAAGUAGUACAAAGAAUAUCGAUAUAAAUGAUGUAAAUAAUAAUAGUAAUAGUACUAAUAUAGAAAAGAAUAAGAGUGCAACAGUAAUAACAAAGAAGAAACAACAGACAACGACCACAAAGAAAAAGAGUAGAUUACUGAGUUUUGGCGAUGAUGAAGAUACUUCACAUGAUAAUGGUAAUGAUAGUGGAUCAAAUAGUGAUGGUAACAAACAAUCAGUAUACUCACUACAGAAUCAGACACUAAAGAAAAGUCAAUUCAGUAGAGCAUCCUCAGACUUGGCAGUCAAUGCAACACACAGUUCACCAAUAGGAGAAUACACGAGUGAGAAACUUGAUUUGCUCAGAAGAGAUACAUCCAUAAGAAGAACAACAAACAUUGGAAAUCAACAAGAGAAUCAACAAGACAUAGAAAUAAAGAAUAUAAUAGAUUUAGAGGAUGAGUAUAAUGGCAACCAAUCAUCAUCGCAGUUACCGACAUUCGAACAGAUCAAAGCAGCAAGAGAGAAAAGACAGAGAAUGAGAGAAGGUAAAGACACUGCUACCACAUCAGAAUCAUCAAGUAGUAGUAAUAAUAUUAGUAAUCAAGAUGAUUUCAUACCAUUAUCAACAACUAUAUCAACAGCUAGAAAAGAUAAGAAUAAAGAUACUAGAGUGAAAGAUAAAGAUGAUGAAGAGGAUGACGAUGAUGAUGAUGAAGAAGAUGUGAUUAAUACAUCAAAGAAAGAUAAGAAUAGAAUACAUUUUGGUGAUCCUGGUAAAUCUGCAACCUCAAGAUUCGGUAAUGAUGAAAAUAACUAUACAAAUACAAUAGAAACAGGCACAAGCAGUAGUAACAAAAAUAAUAAUAGCAAUAAGAAUAUACUAAUCAAUAACAAUGAUGAUGACUAUGAUGAGGAAGAUGACGAAGAACUACAACGUUGGCAAUUCGAUCUAAUGAAAAAAGGUGGUGGUAUUAAAGAAAAUAUAACAAUAGAUUCACAAUUAAGAAAACAUCAACAGGAUUUAUUGCUGCAGGGUGGAAGUUCAUCUUCACCAGUUCAACAACAACAAUCGAUUGUUAAUAUCGUCAAUGGCAAUGGUUAUAGUUUUAUCGAUUCGAUUACCAAGGAUAUUAGUGUUGCACUGGAAACACUGGAUGAAGUACAUUCUAAUCAUCGGUCGGAAUUGAAGCGUGUCGAGAAUGCGUUGUUGGAUGCCGAGGAGACUAUCAAGGAGAUAGAGUCGAAACAGCAUGUCGAUGACGAUCAACUCGGUUAUCUCUACGAGUUUCAAUCGUUUAUUAAUAAUAUGACGGGUUGUCUCGAUGAGAAGAUACCGUUGAUCGAGGAGUACGAGUAUCGUUUGAUCGAUUUGGAGAAAGACCAUGCCUAUGCACUGAGAAAGCAGAUCAAUGACCACAUCAAAGAUCUGGCAAACACCAUCGAACAACAAGCUCAAUACGAUCCAUUAGAUGCUACCACUGCAAUAAACAGCAACAAUAAUGAUGUCGAUGAAUUUGGUAGAGACAGAUCAUACUACGAGAAUUCAUCAAGAGAAAAGAGAAUGUUACUUGUACAAUCAAAGAGAAAACAACAAAGAAAUAAUAAUAAUAAUAAUAACAGUGGUGGUAAUGAUAAUGAAUUAGAAUCAAUGGAGAUUGAUGGUAGUAAUAAUAAUAAUAAUAGUAAGAAUAAUAAUAAUAGUUAUAGUUAUGAAGAUUUAUCGGAUGAAGAGGAAUUGUUUGAUGAUGAAGAUGAAACACACUAUAGGGAAGAGAAAGAAAAGAUAGAGGAAUCACUAAAGAGUGUUUUGGAUGAUGUAGAUGAAGAUUAUUGUAAUAUUAGUAACAUUAAAGAAAGAUUUCAACAUUGGAAGAUUAAAGACAAUAGUUCCUACAAGAAAGUGCAUGUCUCUUAUAUAUUACCAGCACUUUUCGCGCCAUUCGUAAGACUUCAACUCAUAGAUUGGAAUCCAUUGCACAACAUCAAUUUCGAUACAUUGAAAUGGUACACUGACCUAUCUGACUAUGGAAUGAUAAAUCAUAAAUUAGAUGAUGAUGAUCCCGAUGCCAAUUUGAUACCUAAACUCAUUAUAAAGUUAGUGAUUCCAAAAGUAGAGGAAUAUACAACAUUCAUAUGGAACCCAUUCUCUAGGAAGCAAACCAAUAAUUUAAAAUAUACAAUAGAAGAAAUACAAGUUUAUUUGGAGGAUGCAAAUGAUUUAUUAAUUAUAUCUAAUAAGCUAUUUAUGACAUUGGCACAUAGUGUUGAUACACUUAUUUUACCUGUUGUUAAAGAUGAAACUGUAGAAGAUGGUAAUGAGCUCAUUGAUUUCUCAAAGUAUAUGUUUAAGAGAUGUCUUAGAUUGCUGAGCGCAGUGUCAGUGUGUUCAAGUUGGCUCGAUAGAGAUAAUAUGGUUAGAUUGGUGCUGAAAGAUAUCUUUAGAAGUAAAUUGAUCCCAUUCGUCAUUGUAAAGCCAAAUAAUCUAAAAGAACAAUAUGUAAAUGAAAUAUUCAACUGUUUUAGUACUUCAUGUCUACAAAAGUUACAAUAUUCAAAGGAAAACUUUAUAGUUGAACUAUUCCAAAAAUAA